Knipowitschia caucasica is the source of this 3942-nucleotide messenger RNA. The record is from the annotation of a GenBank genome assembly. Lineage: Eukaryota; Metazoa; Chordata; Actinopteri; Gobiiformes; Gobiidae.
AUGGAGCUGUGUUUAUGGGUGAGGAGCCUCCAGACAAACACCAUGACGUCUAAAGGAGGCAUCGUCAGUGAAAAACUCCUGAGUGAUUAUCUUCACCAUGUUUUUCCCUCGACUUCGGGACCAGCUCUGGCUUCUCUCAGAAAACCACUUGGAUUUCAGGAUCUUGGCAGUCACCUGGAAAGACUGCUCUUUGACGGAGAACCCACAGACGACAGUAAAGAAGAGACUGUUGAAGGACGUCUUGGUCCGCAGCCUGUGGUCCUGGAUCAUACCAGUGGAUUUGAGGGGCUCUUGUUUGUUGAUGAUGACCUUUUAGGUGUCAUUGGCCACAGCAACUUCAGCUCUAUUCGGGCAACCACAUGUGUUUACAAAGGGAAAUGGGCGUAUGAAGUGCUAAUCUCCUCCCAAGGUCUCAUGCAGAUCGGGUGGUGCACACUCAACUGUCGCUUUAACCAGGAGGAGGGAGUGGGCGAUACUCCUGAUUCGUAUGCAUAUGAUGGAAACAGAGUACGGAAAUGGAACGUUACAACUACAAAUUAUGGAAAGUCCUGGGCUGCUGGAGACAUCGUCAGCUGUUUAAUAGACUUUGACGAAGGAACCAUAACUUUUUGCUUGAAUGGACAGUCUUUGGGAACAGCUUUUACUGAUAUUAAAAUGGGCCCAGGCGUUGCAUACUUUCCCGCCAUUAGUCUCUCCUUUAAAGAGUCGGUGGCCUUCAACUUUGGGAGCAGACCACUCCGUUACCCCGUGGAUGGAUAUUUACCGCUUCAGAAUCCACCAACGGCAGAUCUGUUGAAAGCACACAAACUUCUGAGCUACGUAAAAAACAUUCUGUCAACAGCUUUGGAUUUACAGGACGAGCGGUUGGUAGAAAGAGACAUUUCCUCGUGGAGACUUAAUGGAGAGCCUACCGUCCUCAUCACACUGGCUCACAUAUUCAAUCACUUUGCUCCUUUGAUGUGUAAAGUUUACUUGGUGGAGGACGUGCUGAUGAACUUCCUGCUGAGCAUCCUGGAGGGCGGCGGUUCCGUCGAUGAGCACCCACUUAUUCAGCAGCUGCUUGACCUCUUCUGGCUUCUCAUGGAGGACUAUGAAGUGAACGAGUGUUUGAAGCAGCUGAUGAUGUCACUACUGCGGGCCUAUCGCUUUUCCCCCAUUAUUCCUGAUCUUGGAUUCCAGAUCCAUUACUUGCGUCUGACCACUGCCAUCCUGCGUCACGAAAAAUCCAGAAAAUACCUGCUGAUCGUGUUUUUCUACAUCAAGACUCCGCUGAGAGUGAAGGAGGCGGGACUGGAGGAGCUCAUACCAACAACAUGGUGGCCAACCAACUUUGACAAAGAGGGAAAGGACGAGCGAGAACCCAAAGACGAGAGUGCAGACGAGCGGCUACGACGUCGAGCUUAUGAACGCGGCUGUCAGAGGCUCAAGAAGAGGAUUGAAGUGGUGGAGGAGCUGCAAGUUCAAAUACUGAAGCUGCUGUUAAAUAACAAAGACAAGACAACAGGAGAAGCGUCACGAUACAUCUUUUUAAACAAAUUCAGGAAGUUUCUUCAGGAGAAUGCCAGCAACAGAGGGCACCCGACCGCUCUGUGUCCUCCGGAGUACAUGGUUUGUUUCCUCCAUCGCCUCAUUACAGCGGUGAGAGCCUGCUGGGACGACAACAAGAGGAAAACUCCAGGAACCAUUCUCAGUGAAGAGGCCUAUGUCCCUCCCCAGCUCUUUUACAACGGAAAGGUGGACUACUUUGACUUGCAGAGACUUGGGGGACUCCUCUCUCAUCUGAAGAAGACUCUUAAAGACGACUUGGCGAGUAAAGCCAACGUCAUCAUCGAUCCAGCAGAGAUUCAGACGGCUUCCAUGGACGAUCUCGAUGAGGACGAGGAGAACGGAGCAGCUCAGAGACCGUUUGGUGCAGCAGCGAUGGGAGGAGCCCUGGCCCGUCCGAGCUGGUUAAGCUCUCCAACUCUGGGACGAGCAAACCGCUUCCUCAGCACCGCCGCCGUCAGCCUCAUGACACCGAGACGGCCGUUCACACAACCAGAGAAAGUGAAGGUCCGGACUCUCGCCGUGGAGCAGAGGACUGAGGAGGAUAUUGAAGGAAGCCAUGGCAACGAUGGCUUGUUGCUGGGGCGACCGAUGGAAGAACCUGAGCAGCCAAUAGGAGACAAGUCCCUGUUGGAGAUUGUUGAUGGAAUCGUGAUGAUGUACAACCUCAGUGUUCAUCAGCAACUUGGCAAGAUGGUGGUGGUCUCAGACGAUGUUCAUGAGUAUGCUGCAGCUCUGAAAGAUACAGAUGAGAAGAUCGCACGAUGUCCCGUCAGAAGACCAGAUAUUUUGGAGGAGCUCCAGAAAAGUGAGAAGGUGUUUGCAGAAAAGCUGAAUCAUCUCAGUAGAAGACUGGCCUGGAUCAAUGCCACAGUUUACUCAAAGGAUAAAAUGUUGGACAUAUACUGGCUGCUGUGUGUCUGCAUCCGGACCAUUGAACACGCCGACAACACCGGCUCGUUGUUUGCUUUUGCACCAGAGUUCUACCUCAAUGUGGCUAUGAACGCUUACAGUGCUCUGAAGAACUACUUCAGCCCGGCCAACAGCAUGGAUGAACUUCCAGGCUACGAAGAAUCCCUGACUCAACUCGCUGCUAUCCUUGCUAAGCACUUUGCAGAUCCACGUAUUGUUGGAACAGAUAUUAAAGACUCUCUGAUGCAAGCCUUGGCCAGCUAUGUCUGUUACCCACAAUCCCUCAGGGCGGUCGAAAGGAUUCCAGAGCAACAGCGAGUCGCCAUGAUGAGGAACCUGCUGGCUCCAUACGAACAAAGGCCUUGGGCUCAGACCAACUGGAUUCUGGUCCGACUGUGGCGGGGUUGUGGUUUUGGCUACAGAUACACUCGAUUGCCUCACCUUCUGAAAACCAAACCUGAAGACGCCAACCUCCCCAGUCUUCAGAAGCCGUGCCCGUCGCUCCUGCUGCAGAAACACAUGGCUGAACUGCUGAGUAUGGAUAAGGAAAUGGCAGCCUCCUUCCUCAACAGUGUCCUGAACCAACUCAACUGGGCAUUCUCAGAGUUCAUCGGCAUGAUCCAAGAGAUUCAGCAGGCUGCAGAGCGCCCAGAGAGAAACUUUGUGGAUACCCGUCAACUAAAGGUGUGUGCCACGUGCUUCGAUCUGUCUGUGAGUCUGCUGCGUGUGCUGGAGAUGACCGUCACACUGGUUCCAGAGAUCUUUUUGGACUGGUCUCGUCCCUCUGCAGAACUCCUCCUCAGACGUCUAGCGCAAUUGUUAAACCAGGUGCUGAACAGAGUCACGGCUGAGAAGAACCUAUUCGAUCGUGUUGUCAAUUUGAGACUCCCAGGUCUGGAAAGCGUUGACCAUUACCCCAUCCUCGUGGCUGUUACUGGCAUCUUGGUCCGAAUUCUAGUGGAUGGAGACCGGCAAGGGACAUCUCGAGCUUCCUCAGUUCUGCUGUCUGACCCCUGCUUCCAGCUCCACUCCAUCCAGCAUCUCUUGGGGGAGGGAGUGGAGUCAUCCUCAGCCACUGCCUCAGCCUCAGCCUCCGCAGUGGCCGCGGUGGUGCUCCCGGUCGUGGGCUCCUUGGGCACAUCUGUCUCCCCUCCUGUGGCUGCAGCAGCUGGCUCAGAACGAAAGCACUUUUCUCUUCAUGCUUACACAGACUACAUCAGUGAAGAAGAAAAACGGAAAGUCGAGCUGAUGUUGGCGUUCCUCACAGAAGAAUCAAAGCAAGCAGCCGCCAGUACUGCACCGACCAGUGAAGAAGACCUCUGCCCCAUCUGCUACGCUCACUCCAUCUCCGCCAUCUUCAAGCCAUGUUCCCACAAAUCCUGCAAAGCCUGCAUCAAUCAACACCUGAUGAACAACAAGGACUGCUUCUUCUGCAAAGCCACCAUCACGGGGGUCGAGGACUACUGCAAACCUCAAGGACCAUAA